UGAUAAUUCAAAUUUUCAAUUCUGCGACCUGACUGUCCAGACCCAUACUGUGUGUCUGGUUCUUCAGGUUCUUGUAGAAAUAGAAUAUUAUGUUCUAGACAUAAAAUAGCAAAAACGAAACAAAAAAUUAGUUGUGUAAAAUAAACUAUAUAUCUAUGAUGGACGAAGAAAUUCAGUUAAAAAAUAUUAAAGAAUUCUUACAAAACUAUAACAAAAUAACAGACGAUUGUUUUUCACAAUGUGUGUAUACAUUGUCACAAAGCAGAUUGACAGGUGAAGAGGCAUCAUGUGCAAGUAGAUGUGUACAGAAAUCUAAGUUGGUCGAUCAAAAAUGUAUGCAAGCAUUUAUUGAGCAUCAACAACAAUCAAUGCAAAAGUUUGUUGAAGAAUCUUCUCAAAAACAGGCCGAACAAGAAGCUACUGUUGUUGACUCAAACAAUUCCGAUACAGAAAACAAAGAAAUAGUUAAACCAGAAUUGACAGAUUAAAAAAUGGGAUUGAAAAUGUAAUAUGUAGGUUUAAAAUAAAUAAUUUAGAUACUGUAAAUAUAAUAUUAUUGUGAUAAUUGAUUGAAUUUAAAAAUAAAUAAAAUACAAUAAUAA
This is a messenger RNA of Rhopalosiphum maidis (corn leaf aphid), 602 nucleotides long. RefSeq names its product mitochondrial import inner membrane translocase subunit Tim9. The record is from RefSeq and is a predicted model, not a curated record. Gene Ontology annotation, cellular component: mitochondrial intermembrane space chaperone complex. NCBI's taxonomy places the organism in Eukaryota, Metazoa, Arthropoda, Insecta, Hemiptera, Aphididae. Bases 156 to 488 code for a protein of 110 amino acids. The transcript is spliced from 3 exons.